AUGAGUCAAUUAUGUAAGGAUGCACACCUUGAAAUGCAUUAUUCAACCACUCUUAAAAUAGUAAAACUUUUUAGUAAAUCACACCCCCUUACAGCAAAAGAAAUUGAAAGUGAAACUAACGAGUCAAUGUUUGACAUUUUAACAGUGUUGAAUAUGCUAACUAGAGCAGGUGUUCUACAUAAGAAAGACUUAGAAUAUUGGUUGAUUGAAUAA
Hepatospora eriocheir is the source of this 213-nucleotide messenger RNA. NCBI's taxonomy places the organism in Eukaryota, Fungi, Microsporidia, Hepatosporidae. The record is from the annotation of a GenBank genome assembly.